GUACUAGACAUUCUUAAUAAUGUAGCUUUGAGACAUUAUAUCAGAACGACGUAUUUAAAUGUACAAUAUAAAAUCUGUAUGUGUGUUAAUUUGUCUGUGGCAAAGUAAUUAAUAUAAUCUUUAAAGUAAUUUAAAAGACUUAUUUGAAAGAACGUAACGUUAGUCCGGAACCUUUCUCCACCGGUCGGUGUUUGGUCCGGAAUAUAACGCACAAGCAUACAACUAUCAUCAUGGCCACUCUUACUAAAGUUUUAAAACCGAUCUUGGGAAGUCAGUUGGGAAAUACAGCAAAGGUCUUUGGCGCAGCAGUCAACAGUCAAAGAGGAAAACCUACAUACACAGGACGAACCAUACCUCCUCCUGCCAAGUAUGGAGGCCGGCAUACUGUAGCGUUGAUUCCUGGAGAUGGGAUUGGACCAGAACUGCUUAACCAUGUGCGGGAGCUCUUCAGGUUCUGCUGUGUUCCUGUGGACUUUGAGGUGGUGCAUGUAAAUUCUGCAUCAACCAGUGAGGACGACAUCAAUAAUGCCAUUAUGGCCAUUCGCCGCAAUGGAGUUGCUCUUAAGGGUAACAUUGAGACUAACCACACAAUGCCCCCUAACCACAAGUCACGGAACAAUCUUCUACGCACGAGUCUGGAUCUGUAUGCCAAUAUGAUGCACUGCCAGUCACUGCCUGGAGUUCACACGCGCCACAAAAACAUAGACAUCAUCAUCAUAAGAGAAAAUACAGAGGGCGAGUACAGCAGUCUGGAGCAUGAGAGUGUAUCAGGAGUUGUGGAGUCUCUAAAAAUUAUCACACGGAACAACUCCCUCCGCAUUGCUGACUAUGCCUUCAGACUGGCCCGAGAUAAAGAUAACCUCACUGUCACCGCACUCCACUAUCAUAACAUUCUGAAACUGGGGGAUGGGCUGUUCUUGCAGUGUUGUAAGGAGGUGGCAUCUGGAUACCCAGACAUUGAGUUUGAUAGUAUGAUUGUAGACAACACCACCAUGCAGCUCGUUUCCAAGCCCCACCAGUUUGAUGUCAUGUUGAUGCCUAACCUCUAUGGGAAUGUGGUCAGCAAUGUGUGUGCGGGGCUGGUGGGUGGACCCGGUCUGGUGCCUGGUGCCAACUACGGCCGAGACUACGCUGUGUUUGAAACGGCCACCAGGAAUACAGGAAAGAGUAUUGCCAACAGGAACAUUGCCAACCCCACUGCCAUGCUGCUUGCCAGCUGCCUCAUGUUAGAUCAUCUCAAACUUCAUGACUAUGCCAACAUGAUCCGCGGUGCGAUUCUCACCACCAUGAACGAGACCAGGUUGCACACAGUUGACAUUGGGGGUCAGGGCACUACCUCAGAAGUGGUUCAGUCGAUCAUGAGGAUCAUCCAGAGCAGCGGUCCCCUCACCACUGAGAUCUAAAUGGAGUCGGCACCGCUCCACCACUGUUUGACAUCAGCUUUUUAAGGACAUCUGCACUUCAUUUUAUGUCUCAAUAACGUGGCUUUCUCUUGAGACAAGAGAUUUAUUCUUGAAUCCAGCAGCUUUUAUGAGGAUCAGGGGGGAAGAUGGUGUUACAUGAAAUACAACAUACUUCAGCGCUGUGAUUGUGGUGUAUCUUGGGCAUAGUGGUCUUUCCAUGGGAACUGCAGAGUUUUUAGAUUUAUCAUAUUGUAUCUGAAAGGUUAUUUAGUUUUAAUGCUAUGCUAAUACAGUAUUUAUGAUGAGGGUCUUGCGUUGGAUCUGUGUUUCUGCUGCUCAGUUGCAUUCCAAAUUUUAUCCAUUCUUACCAUGUUAUCCUUUUAUACCUUUUUAGAUUACUUUAAUGACUUUGAACAAACCUCCAACUGUCCAUUUACAUAAUUAUAUUAUACUUGUAUAAACUACAGCAUUUUACUUUUUUUACUGCCUUAAACAGUUGGGUGUUUAAAUAGACUUCAUAUUCUGGAUGUCCAUGAGAUGGUAUUUUUUCUUUGGACUUUAUGCUGGGGUUUUAUUUAUGAUUAAUACUUAAUGUUUGUCUAAUGUUACAUCAGUUAGUUUGGACCUUUAUGUUCCUGUUCUGUCUUUUUAUAUGCAGUGCUUAACAAUAUUUAAUAAGUCUGCAUCUGGCAUACUGUCAUCUUUUGAAUUAAACAUCAAUCAAACAACAUUUUCCAUCAUGUGAUGCAGUUUUCAGAUUAGUAUAAUUAGAAUACUGCAAAGCAGUGGUUCUCAACCUUUUGGAUCCAAGGCUCCCAUUGUCCACAACAAUAUUCACUUUUAUUACAUUUUUAAUUUUCUGAUAAAAUAUAUCAAAGCUUGGCAUAAAAAAUAAAAUGUAUAAACAAUAUAUGAAUAUAAUUGUUUGAUUUGAACAAUUUACGUGACUUUUCCAAGUCGAUAAAUCACACUUUUAAAAUAAAGUUUAAAUUGAAAUAAUUUUUAACCAUUUUAAUUCGUUCACUGGUUGAGAAUCACCUCUGUAAAGGGUUAAAAUGUGUUGCACAAACCCUUAAUGGGUCACUGGUAAUCCACAGACAUAAUAAUAAUAAUAAUAUGUUUGUCCUCUUUAA
Messenger RNA from Cyprinus carpio (common carp), 2536 nucleotides. RefSeq names its product isocitrate dehydrogenase (NAD(+)) 3 non-catalytic subunit gamma (gene idh3g). NCBI's taxonomy places the organism in Eukaryota, Metazoa, Chordata, Actinopteri, Cypriniformes, Cyprinidae. Gene Ontology annotation, cellular component: mitochondrion. Gene Ontology annotation, molecular function: NAD binding; oxidoreductase activity, acting on the CH-OH group of donors, NAD or NADP as acceptor; magnesium ion binding. The record is from RefSeq and is a predicted model, not a curated record. Gene Ontology annotation, biological process: isocitrate metabolic process; tricarboxylic acid cycle.